GACCCCUGGGACCGCAAAUGGGACGUUGACUACAAUACUAAAGACCUGACGGCACAACUGACCCGUAUUGACAGUCCGGGUCGGUAUGUGUUUCCAUACUCGCACCGGGAUAUGAAGUUCCCGUCGACUGGCCUUGACUUUGAUCUGGUGUUUGAGAGCAAACAUGCGCAGUCAAAGUUGUUAAUGAGUAUGGAACCAGGUGAUUUGAAUGGUGGUACAAUCAGAUUCUAUAAGGUUGAGAAGUAUGGAACGGAACAGUUGUUUGAUGGCAACACUACUCGACCGGAGUUUUUGCUGUCGACGGGUCAACAGAUUGUGGCUAUGAUUAGAGGCUAUAGACGUGAGUCGACGAGUAGUGCAAACAUCAGGUAUAAGUACGAAGUGGUGGACUCGCAGUGCAGUCAAUAUAAACAGAUAACCGAGACCGAAAAUGUUCCCACUGUACUUCUGCCCGAUAACCAAGCGAUGCAAACAUUGCACCAGUAUAAAUGUGUCAACAUCUAUGAGCACCAUGAUGUUUCGGCCAGAUUUGAGCUACAAUUAGAUCAAUUUAAAGCAUUUAUAAACAGCGCCGACAUUAUGACCGUAUCGGACGGUCUGUCCCAACAGUGCCCUCCGCUCGCAGUCAUUGAGCAACAAUUGCUGGACACGUAUUGGCGCACAAAGUAUUUGCAAUCGACAGCAAACACCAUAACUGUAACGUAUGAGUCGAGACGUGUGGUCAACACUACUCCUAGCGAUGAUAAUUUAAUUGGCAUACAGACGGUAUAUCACGGAUUUAACUACAGAUUUCCGGCUUAUGUAGACACCUAUAAUUUACGGUUAAAUCUCAACACAACAACACAUAUACAGUCAACUCCCGUUAUAUACACGUUUGAGACGGACAAUGAGCACCAAUUAGUGUUGGAGCUAAACGCUUCGGUAAUAUUACCUGGCUCAUCCGACCAGCCCCUAUUUAACGUCUACGAUAACGUGGAUAGAGAUGUUAGCGAUCGUCACAAGUUAAUUACACUUUACUCUCGCUUAUACGGACCAGCAAUAAUCCCUUCAAACACUAAUCAAUUGAAACUAGUGUUUCACCAAAGGGUCGACUAUCAGCUCAUUGUGCGCCGUGUGCUGAGGGCCGGCAACUGUAACACUACCGCCGACUGGCAUUCAAUCACUGGUUUUAAUGUUAACAUAAAUACAACUAAUUUAUGCCAUCUACUUAUUCCCGGUCGAGCUGACCGUACAAACACGUCGGUAAUUUUGCGCUCGACUUAUGUCAAACAUGGCGCCCCUGAGGAUUGGAUAGGCAUUUAUAAAAGUGUGAUGAACUUAGAUGAACCUAAUCCGCCGAUCAUUGGGAUGACCAAUGUUGGUCUCAUGACAAAUAUGCCUGAUGUUAUAUUGGCAGCUAAUGAAACGUACACGUUGCAAGUG
Molecule: messenger RNA, 1422 nt
Organism: Medioppia subpectinata
Lineage: Eukaryota; Metazoa; Arthropoda; Arachnida; Sarcoptiformes; Oppiidae
Source: the annotation of a GenBank genome assembly